CCCGUCCGCGGCGUCCUGUACCGCUCAACAUUUCUUGUAAAAAUCUUGAGAUAGGACAACAACCACACUGUAUAGAGAGAGAUUACAUCCACCAAUUGUGACGGGUUUGGCCCCACCACCCCACCAUGCCUCUCGUUACAAGGAACAUAGAGCCACGACAUGUGUGUCGCCAAACCAUCCCUACCAACAUCCGCAGUGAGCUAGAAUGUGUCACCAAUAUCAGCCUGGCCAACAUCAUCCGACAGCUCGGCAGCCUCAGCAAGUAUGCAGAGGAUGUGUUCGGGGAGCUGUUUGUACAGGCUGGAGCAUUCGCCAUCAGAGUAAAUACACUGGGGGAAAGAGUGGAUCGCCUUCAGGUCAAGGUCACUCAACUGGAUCCUAAGGAAGAGGAGGUCUCUCUGCAGGCCAUCACUACCCGUAAGGCCUUCCGGAGCAGCCUGACUCAGGACCAGCAGCUGUUCAUCAGGCCAUCUCUGCCAUUACCUGUACAGGACACCUAUAUGACCUGUGACCCACCCCCACCACUCAAUCAUCUCAGUCAAUACCGGGAGGAUGGGAAGGAGGCCCUGAAGUUUUACACAGAUCCUUCCUACUUCUUUGACCUAUGGAAGGAGAAGAUGCUGCAGGACACCAAGGACAUCAUGAAGGAGAAACGCAAGCACAGAAAGGAGAAGAAAGACAAUCUGAACCUGCGAACGCUCAAUCCCCGGAAGAUCAAAACCAGGAAGGAGGAAUGGGAGCGCCGCAAGAUGGGAGAGGAGUUUGUGGUGCCAAAGAAUGAUUUGAUGAAUUCCUCUGAGGGUCUGAAUGGCAGUAUUGGAUCUGGAGAAGGCUUCACUUCUGAAGGCCUGGAGAUGAGUACAGGCUCCUACGCUUAUGAGGCCGGCUCCCCUCUCCCUCCGCCUGGCCCUGAUGACUUCCUGCCUCCUCCACCUCCAGACAUGGCGUAUAACGACGGACAGUACGGUGCGCCCACCCAGAAACGUGCCAGCGUAUUGAGUCCAAACCACCCUCCUCCUGCUCCCCCAAUGGCCUCCCCUCUGGCCAACUCUCGUCCUAACCUCGCCCCUCCACCUGCACCUCCUCCCCCUCCUCCACCCUCUGGCUUUGGGGUUCCCCCACCUCCCCCCGGUUUUGACACCCCACCUUCUCCUCCCCUUUCCUCCUCUCCCACCGCUUAUCCAUCCCCACCUGCUCCCCCUCCUCCACCUUCUAUGUCUGCUGCAUCUCCUCCACCCCCACCACCCAUGCCUGCAAGUGGUGGACCACCACCACCUCCUCCUCCUCCACCACCUCCCCCUGGCCCUCCUCCCCCAUCUCUUCCCAACCUCUCUGCUCCCUCUGGUGGUGGAGUGGCACCCAGUUCUGCUCCUAAACCACAGCCAGAACCCGAAGGUGACGCUCGGAGUGACCUACUGCAAGCCAUCCGAAAAGGCUUCAACCUGCGAAAGACGGAGGCACAGCGGGAGCAGGAGAAGAGGGAUCACUUUGGCAACGACGUGGCUGCCAUCCUGUCGCGUCGUAUCGCUGUGGAAUGCAGCGACAGCGAGGAUGACUCUUCAGAGUUUGAUGAUGACGAAUGGUCUGAAUGAUAGUCACCCUAUUUUCACCUUCACUACGACCUUCGUUUCUUUCCUCAGCUUUAAAUAUUGUCAGAGUUUUACCAUUGAUAUGACAUUCUUGAGCACCAGUCAAUCAGAGAUCAAUGUUUCUGUAUGUCUGUGUUUGAGUUUGAGACCUAUUAUUAUAAAUUACAUUCCUUGACCCAUCUAUUCCUAUUUAUCAAAAAUUAUUCAGAUCAGAGAUGCAAAAGUACAAAGAUGAAUGUGUGUGUGUGUGUGUGUGUGUCUUGCUUCAUUGGAUGACACAUUGAUGUGAGUGUUGUGUUGUGUGGCACAUCUCGCUGUGAAGUCUGUGCGUAAACACAUCACAUUGUCAUUAAUAUCUCCGUCUUUAUCAUGGUGUCUAUCAGAAUCAGGUACCCUCUGCUGCUGACCAAGCACCUGAUUUUAUCUGCUUGAGUAUAUUAUGGCAGAGGGUAAUGUAGAGGGAGUACACACACACACACACACACACAUGCAACCUCUUCCAUGCACAGUAUUUGUGUGGAAAGGCACACUGUGGUGUGUUGAUGUCAAAACACCCUCAUUCAUUCAUAGAUUAUAGAUUAUAUAGCUCUAAAGUUUAUGUUUUAUGUUACAUAUUGAAUGAUAUAAAGAUAAUUAAUGCAAUAUCUUUAAAUCUUAAAGCACAGUUUUUUUUAUCACUUUUCCUCCCCCCACUUUUUAUAUCCAGUCAUUUUUUGUGUUGUAGUCAUGGGAACAAUUGACUUGUGGAUGAAAGAUGGUUGUAGCUAAUAAACAAAUUCAUAAAUGUAUUAUUCAGUGUAAUAGGGGAAGUAUUGGUCAUGUCACACCUGGGGUGUUGAUGAGAUCACCAUACUGAACAUAUGCAGACAUUUAACACAUAUGAUUCAUUUUGUACUGUGUUUAGACUCUGUGAUGUAUUUCUCUCUGUAAUUUUGAGUUUUCCUGGGGAUGAAUGAGGCUCUGAUGCUUUAAUCACGGUGCUCUGAAUAAUAUCAGGCAGCCCUUUGCCUUAUCCUGCUGCCUGAAAGGGGAUUUUGUACUGCAUUUUAGUCUCAGUUCAGAUUGGCUCCAUUAUCCACACUGAUCACUGAUGAGCUUCUUCCAAAAAUACUAACAGCUUUGAUUUAUGAGUCAAAUGUGGAACUGACCGAAUGUUUAGUGUGGACCACGUAUUUCUCAAGUGCCUUUUGUUUUAAGUCUGCCUGUGUUAAAGCACACUCACACAGCAUGCUUAGCCAAAGUUCAGCUUCUCCUGCCUUACAUUUCCAAAUGAUUAUAGUUAUUUCAAUAAAGAUAGAGUGA
Scomber japonicus (chub mackerel) is the source of this 2891-nucleotide messenger RNA. It is a transcript of the gene wasf2, whose product is annotated as WASP family member 2. The coding region runs from base 126 to 1592 and encodes 488 amino acids. NCBI's taxonomy places the organism in Eukaryota, Metazoa, Chordata, Actinopteri, Scombriformes, Scombridae. Gene Ontology annotation, molecular function: protein kinase A regulatory subunit binding; actin binding; Arp2/3 complex binding. Gene Ontology annotation, cellular component: cytoskeleton. The transcript has 9 exons. The record is from RefSeq and is a predicted model, not a curated record. Gene Ontology annotation, biological process: positive regulation of Arp2/3 complex-mediated actin nucleation; actin cytoskeleton organization.